AUUCCCUCCCUCCCUCCCUCCAUCUUCUCUUUCUCUUUCUCUCUCUACCCUUUUUCACUUUAGCUUUCAUACCAAGUAACAAUUUCUCAACUAUUAUACAUGUCAAGCCGACUCCUUUUCUCUAUCUAAUUCACCCAUUUCCAAAUCCCAUUCAAACCCAGUUCUAAUGGGGGAAGGGAUUGCAUUCCGACCAAAGCCCCAAAUGCAGCCAUCACCCGAAAUCCUAGACCAGAUCAAUCGCCUCCUUUCUAAUCUCCUCCACUCUUCUUCUUCAAUCAAGUCUUUUACAGGCCGAUGGCAGGUAAUUCAAUCCAAGAUCGCCUGUCUCAAAUCAUGUGUUACUGAAAUCUCCGAUUCUCCUCACUGGUCUGAAAACCCUCUUCUCCAAACUCUCCUUCCCAACCUUCAUUCCAUCCUCAUUCGCAUUCAAACCCUCGCUGACCGCUGCUCCGACCCUACUUUCAAUGGUGGCAAACUCCUCAUGCAGAGCGACCUCGAUAUGGCCGCCGGUUGGCUUUCCAAGCAAAUUCACGAUCUUGAUAUCUUACUUAGAUCCGGCGUGCUUCGUCAGUCAACUGCUAUUGUUCUAUCUCAACCAGGCCCUGGCUCGGAUAAAGAGGAUUUAGGGUUUUUCAUACGAGACCUUUUCACAAGGUUGCAGAUCGGAGGGAUUGAGUUUAAGAAGAAGGCUUUGGAAUCUCUACUUCAAAUCCUAAAUGAAGAUGAGAAAGCGGCGAACUUGGUUUCGAAAGAAGGGAAUAUCAGUUGUUUGGUGCAUCUUCUCGAUCUGAAUAAUCAUUCUUCUAUUAGGGAACAGGCGGUAACGGUCGUGUCCAUUCUCGCUUCCUCGGGUGAGCAGUCUAGAAAAUCGGUUUUCGAAGAGGGAGGAUUAGGGCCUUUGCUUAGAAUCGUUGAGUCUGGUUCAAUGCCGUUGAAGGAGAAAGCUGCCAUGGCGGUUGAAGCAAUCACUACCGACGUCGAUAACGCUUGGGCGAUUUCUGCAUACGGGGGCGUGUCAGUUCUGAUCGAAGCUUGUCGUACGGGAUCAUUGACGACGCAAGCAUAUGCAGUUGGGGCUAUUAAGAAUGUGUCCGCAGUUGAAGAUAUUAGAUCUGCAUUGGGGGAAGAAGGUGCUGUUCCUGUCCUGGUCCAGCUUCUAGUUUCUGGGUCUGUAGCAGCACAGGAAAAAGCGGCUAACUGUCUCGCCAUUCUGGCGUCUUCAGGCGAACUUUUCCGCUCUAUGAUAAUCCAGGAAAAGGGUUUGCAAAGGCUUCUGCAAUUGCUUAAGGAUUCUUCUAGUUCGGACACCUUACAGCAUGUUUUGCGAGCAAUUCUCUCACUUUCCUCGUCCGAUUACAUAUCUCGAACUCUAUCAUCUUCUGCAACAUUCAUAAUCCAAAUCACCGAGCUCAUCAAACACGGCAACAUACUUCUCCAGCAAAUUUCUGCUUCCCUGCUCUCGAAGCUGUCAAUUAGCGACGGAAAUAAGCGGGCCAUAGCUGGAUGUAUGGGGACUCUGUUGAAGCUCAUGGAAUCAUCUAAGCCAGACGGGUUGCAAGAAGUGGCAGCGCACGCUUUAGUGACUCUGCUGUCCGUUAAGUGUAAUAGGAAAGAUUUGGUUAGAGAUGAGAAGAGUCUGAUGCGAUUGGUACAGAUGCUCGAUCCAAAGAUUGAUAUGGUACCCAAGAAGUUUCCACUGCUGAUAGUUUCAGCCAUCAUGGCGGGUGGGAGUCAGGGUUGCCGGAAGAGACUGGUUGCAGCCGGUGCUUAUGGGCAUUUGCAGAGGCUGUCGGAGAUGGAAAUUCCGGGAGCAAAGAAGGUCUUACAGAGACUUUCCGGUAACCGGCUCAAAAGCAUCUUCAGCCGGAGUUGGAGGGAAUAACAUGAAAAGUCACUAACCCCGCCACAGGGAAGAAAAAUAAAAAGAUAUCUGGAUGAAUUCGUUUGGACUCUUCUUCUAACCACUGGAAGUCAUCAGAAAGCUACUUUCUCUGAAAGGCAAGCAACAACACAGAUAAAACAACCAUCCCAUAUACUUGUGUAAUAUAGGGGGGGAGGGAUUCAAUAUAAUUUUAUAUACACAUGAUUGAUGAAAACCUAAAAAAAAAUUGAUAAAAAAAGGUUCCUGAAUUAACAGCUACAAUAUGGUGGCUGAAGAUGGAUGCGUUGUUUUUGUGGAGUAUCCUGUUUUUUAAUUUUUUUAUUUUAUAACCUUUUUGAAGAGUGAGUGGUUUGUGAAGAUGAUGAUAAUGCAAGAGAGGCAGUACUAAUAUAUGUUGUAAUUACUGUCUGUUUAUUUACAAUAUUUGUCUAAGUGUGAUAAUGUAAAUUGAAGGAAUCCUGAAUAUAUAUGAAUAGCUAGAUAGCUUGUGUUCUGUCCUGUA
Molecule: messenger RNA, 2384 nt
Organism: Impatiens glandulifera
Lineage: Eukaryota; Viridiplantae; Streptophyta; Magnoliopsida; Ericales; Balsaminaceae
Exons: 2
Coding region: 167-1882 (571 amino acids)
Molecular function (GO): protein binding
Source: RefSeq, a predicted model, not a curated record